AUGAACACUGAAACCAAGAUGGACGUGAACUCCCCUGCAAAUGGCCUGAGAGUGCUCAUUGUCGGGGCCGGCAUUGGUGGCUUAGCAGCAGCUAUCGCUCUUCGUCAGCAAGGCCAUGAAGUUGAAUUGUUUGAGCGAUCUCAAUUCGCCAACGAGGUUGGCGCAGCCAUUCACCUUACUCCCAAUGCAAACGGUCUUUUGAAGAGGAUUGGAUUUAAAGCUUCUGAUGAAGACUUACAGUUUAAACUAAAGAUUCGAGACUACACCUCCGAUGGCAAACUCGUUUUCACUGGGAGCCUUACUCAAUUUGCGGAUACUUGGCAGCAUGAAUGGCUUCUGAUUCAUCGUGCUCACCUUCACGAAGGGCUGAAAAACAAGGCCAAGGCCCCUGGUAAGGGAAAGCCUGCGGUUUUGCACACUUCCAGCAAGGUGACUGGAGUUGAUCCAAAGACUGCAACUGUCAUCCUUGAGGAUGGAACCGAAGUUCGUGGUGAUGUUGUCAUCGGUGCUGAUGGUGUGCACUCUGUAACCCGGGGUCACGUUGGUGGUUCCGAUAAGCAGCCCUUCAGCUCAGGCAAAAAUGCUUUCCGAUUCAUGAUCUCGCGUAAGGAAGUGCUUGAUGAUCCUGAGACUGCCCAUCUAGUGCGGGAUUUUGGAUCUGUCGACAUGUGGCACAGCUCCGACAGCAACGUGGUUAUUUACCCCUGCGUCAACAAUGAAAUGCUCAACUUUGUCUGUAUUCACCCCGAUAAUCUCACCAAUAUUGGAGUCUCUGGAGGCUGGGACCAGACCGUUGGUAAGGACACGUUACUUGAAAUCUACAAAAACUACGAUUCCGUAGUUCGCAAAAUUUUGGCAAAAGCGGAUGCUCAGACACUGAAAAUCUGGCCUCUCCUUGACAUGGAAACUCUUCCUACUUGGGUUGAUCACCGCCUAGCAUUGAUUGGAGAUGCAGCUCAUCCAUUCCUACCUUAUCGUGCAUCUGGCGGUGCCAUGGCACUCGAAGAUGGUAUUGCUCUGGGUGUUCUACUCCCAGGUGACCUUCCGAAGGAGCAGAUCCCGGAGCGAUUGAAGCUUUAUGAGACUGCACGCCACGAACGAGUCACUCGGAUUCAAGAAUAUACAAGGGAGUCUGGAAGAAGCCACUUGCCGGUGGACAAAGUAAUGAAAAUCCUUUCCGAGAUUUACGACUACGACGAAUUUGACUCCGCCACCGAACUAUUGAGACAGCAUCAGCGCACUCAAAACCCCAAGGCUUACUACCGGCAGCCAUCUGUGUUCGGCCCAAUGCCCGGUCCUCGCCAGGACUUUUGGGGCCGUAGCCGAGCUUUGGCAUCUGCAAAGGCUAGCUUCUGCACAGCUUCCAUCAAGAUCAAAACCAGUCGGACUCUGCUGAAGAACCUUUUGCCUAAUUCCGCAUACAGCUUCUCCGGAAACGGUAGUGUGGCCUACGCAACUUUCUCCCAAACCACCUUGGAUGGCUUGGACUGGCUUGCAGGAGGAGGAUAUAACCACAUGGGGCUCUACAUCCACGGAAUUGAAUAUCAGCAAGCUAAUGGAGAAAUCACUCGAGGAACAUAUCUUCCAAUCAUGUUCGAGGAUCUCACAGAUCCUAUCCUCUCCGGAAGAGAAGAGCUUGGAUUCCCGAAGGUUUUCAGUACCAUCGACGUGAACAAGCGGCAAGAGUCUUAUCAUGUUACCACAAGCUGGAGAGGCGCGGUGUGGGGUCGGAUGACAUUGACUGGUCUUAGUGAGGUGGAGAAGACUGCGUCAACCGAUGUCGGGUCUACGGAUCCGGGUAUCUUGGUACAUCGCUAUAUGCCCUCUGUGGGCCGAGAGGGUAAGGGCACCCCGGAGGCAGAGUAUCCAGUGUUUGUCGAUUAUGCACAGGAGUCCCAAAUUGUGCCGACCAAAAUUACCCGUGUGCUCAACGCGUCUCAAGGAACCAUUCAGAUCGAUGGCCUUGAGUGGAACCAGCUGCCUACCUUGCACCAUAUCAUCUCUCGCCUUGCCGAGAUCCCAGUUUAUGGCAUUGUUGAAGCUAAGGUCAUUGAAGGUGAAGGAGUGAUGGAUAUUUCUGCUGCGAAGAGAAUUGUAUAG
This is a messenger RNA of Penicillium digitatum Pd1, 2100 nucleotides long. The record is from RefSeq and is a predicted model, not a curated record. NCBI's taxonomy places the organism in Eukaryota, Fungi, Ascomycota, Eurotiomycetes, Eurotiales, Aspergillaceae.